Molecule: messenger RNA, 588 nt
Organism: Dioszegia hungarica
Lineage: Eukaryota; Fungi; Basidiomycota; Tremellomycetes; Tremellales; Bulleribasidiaceae
Exons: 4
Coding region: 1-588 (195 amino acids)
Biological process (GO): positive regulation of translational fidelity; translation
Cellular component (GO): cytosolic small ribosomal subunit
Molecular function (GO): rRNA binding; structural constituent of ribosome
Source: RefSeq, a predicted model, not a curated record
AUGGUUUGCGCACCCCGGAAGCAGUCCAAGACCUACAAGGUCCCCAAGCGACCCUACGAGGCCGCCCGUCUUGACGCCGAGCUCAAGCUCGCCGGCGAGUACGGUCUCCGUAACAAGCGCGAAAUCUGGCGUAUUCAGCUUACGCUGUCCAAGAUCCGUCGUGCUGCCCGUGAGCUGCUCAAGCUCGAGGACAAGGACCCCAAGCGUCUCUUUGAGGGUAACGCCCUUAUCCGCCGUCUGGUCCGGAUCGGUGUGCUCGACGAUGCCCGCAUGAGGCUGGAUUACGUGUUGGCGCUGAAGACGGAGGACUUCUUGGAGAGGAGGCUGCAGACUCAGGUGUUCAAGCUUGGACUCGCCAAGUCGGUCCACCACGCCCGUGUCCUCAUCCGCCAGAGGCACAUCCGCGUCGGCAAGCAAAUCGUCAACGUUCCAUCCUUUGUCGUGCGUCUCGGAUCCCAGAAGCACAUUGACUACGCCCUCAACUCGCCCUACGGCGGUGGCCGUCCCGGUCGGACGAAGCGGAAGAGGGCCAAGGCGGCCGCUGCUGGCGAGGCUGGCGGGGAUGCCGAGGAGGAGGACGACGAGUAG